Closterium sp. Naga37s-1 is the source of this 3225-nucleotide messenger RNA. NCBI's taxonomy places the organism in Eukaryota, Viridiplantae, Streptophyta, Zygnematophyceae, Desmidiales, Closteriaceae. The record is from the annotation of a GenBank genome assembly.
AUGGCGUCGCUCGCAGCGGGGUUCCUACGGCUCGUGCCGGUGGUGGGACCGCCAGCGGCGGCGUUGCUCGUCAUUCUAGUAGACAACGUCGGUGCCGUGUGCCUCGCGCUACUCGCGAUUUUCGUAUAUCAAUACAUCAACGCGAGUUUUUUCGACCCCGAGGAUCGAAUCUACGGGGUGCGUGCUGACGUGGACGGCCCGGGAAUCACGUACCGCCACAGCCGCUUCCAGGGCCUCCUCGAGACGCCGUUCGCGGGCGCGAGCACCAUCCCGGGCCUCUUCAACAUGUCCGUUAAGAAGUUCCGCAACCGCCGCCUGCUCGGCACGCGGAGAUUAAUCUCCCGCGAGUUCGAAUUCGACGCGAAGAUAGACAAGCAGGUGGAGAGAGUAACGCUCGGGGAGUACGAGUGGGAAUCGUACGAGCGCGUGCACGAGCGCGUGGUGGCGUUCGGCGCGGGGCUGAUGGGGAGCGGCCAUGGGCGCGGGGAGAAGCUGGCGAUGUUUGCUGAGACGCGCGCGGACUGGUUUAUCGCGAUGCAGGGCGCGUUUCAGCACGGGCUUGUCGUGGUGACGGUGUAUGCGUCUCUGGGGACGGACGCGCUGGUUCACUCGCUUAACGAGACCGAAGUGGCAACAGUGGUGUGUGAUAGGAAGCAGUUUGACAAGCUCGCAGAGGUGCACUCCCGCCUCUCUACAGUGAAGCGCGUUAUAGUCAUGGCAGAGCAGAUGGCUGACAACGAAACCGUCAGUAACGAGGAUCCGCUGCCCAGCACCAUAGGGAGCAUCACAGUGAUUCCCUAUGCUGACGUGGAGGCCAAAGGGGUGGAGAGUCCAGUCGAGUCGAAUCUGCCGCAGUCGUCUGACCUGGCAUUCAUCAUGUACACGUCAGGAUCCACUGGAGUUCCCAAGGGCGUGAUGAUGACUCACGGCAACCUAGUGGCAGUCUUUGCAGCAGUCAUGGCACUCGUGCCCGAUGCCGACGAGAACGACUCGUACAUUGCGUACCUGCCCCUCGCCCACUCCCUCGAACUCACUGCAGAGACGGGCAUGGUAUCGAUAGGAGCAACCAUCGGGUAUGGGUCGCCACUCACGGUGAUCGACGGGGCAGGCAAGCUCAAGCCCGGGGGACAGGGCGACCUGUCUGCUCUACGCCCCACCCUCAUGGCUGCCGUGCCCGCCAUUCUGGAUAAGAUCCGCGAUGGGGUCAGGAGGAAGAUGGCAACGCAGUCCCCCACGGUGCAGCAGCUCUUCGACCUCGCUUACAGCCGUCGAUUGGCGGCGAUCAACGGCAGCUGGGCGGGCGCGUGGGGGCUGGAGAAGCACCUGUGGGACGCGCUUGUCUUUAAGCGAAUCCGGGCGGCGGUGGGCGGCAGGCUUCGAUACAUGCUGUCAGGGGGAGCACCCCUGUCGCCUGACACCCAGCGCUUCAUCAACGUGUGCUUUAACGUUCCCAUUGGCCAGGGCUACGGGCUCACAGAAACAUGCUCUGGAGGAACCUUCGCAGAAUUUUCUGACACUUCAGUGGGGAGAGUCGGGCCGCCCAUCCCCUGCUGCUACAUCCGGCUGGUGGACUGGGCAGAGGGCAACUACCGUGUGACAGACCAGCCGUUGCCUCGGGGGGAGAUCAUGAUCGGAGGGCUGUGUGUUACUCCCGGGUACUGGAAAAACCAGGAGGCCACGGAUGCUGUGUACUCGGUGGAUAGCAAGGGCAUCCGGUGGUUUGCAACGGGCGACGUGGGGGAGGUGCAUCCAGACGGGGUGUUCCAGAUCAUCGACAGGAAGAAGGACAUUGUGAAGCUGCAGGCGGGGGAAUACGUGUCGCUGGGGAAGGUGGAGGCGGUGCUGCAAGUGAGUUCCUUUGUCGAGAACGUGAUGCUCUAUGCCGACCCGUUCAAGACCUUCACCAUAGCUCUCGUGGUGCCAUCCAAGCCGGCCCUGGUUGCAUGGGCCAAGGCCCAGGGCGUGGAUAGCACUGACUAUGCUGUGCUGUGUGCGAAUCCAGAGGCGGUCUCUCAAGUGCUCAAGUCUCUUGCCGAGGUGAGCAAGGAGGAGGUGUGCAUCGUGGCCGCGGCGCGCACGCCCAUGGGAGCCUUCAUGGGCGCCCUCUCCUCCCUUCCUGCCACCCAACUCGGAUCUGUCGCCAUCAAAGAGGCCGUGCGGCGCUCCGGCCUGGAGCCUGCUGACGUGGAGGAGGUGAUCAUGGGCAACGUGCUCAGCGCGAAUCUCGGCCAGGCGCCCGCGCGCCAGGCGUCCAUGGGCGCGGGCCUCCCCGAGAGCGUCGUCGCCACCACCGUCAACAAAGUCUGCGCGUCGGGCAUGAAAGCCAUCGCGCUGGCGGCGCAGUCGAUAAUGCUGGGGAUCAACGAGGUCGUAGUCGCGGGCGGCAUGGAGAGCAUGAGCAACGCGCCCUAUUACCUCUCCAAGGCGCGCGGCGGCUACCGCUUCGGCAACGCGGAGAUCAUGGACGGCAUGCAGCGCGACGGGCUGUGCGACGCGUACGCCGACGACCCCAUGGGAUGCUUCGCGGAAACCUGCGCGGAGGAGUAUAAUAUCUCGCGCGCGGAUCAGGACGACCACGCGGUGCUGACGCACCAGCGCGCCGCGGCGGCGAACGCGGAGGGCGCGUUUGAGUGGGAGAUUGUGCCGGUGGAGGUGAAGGCGGGGAAGGGCAAGCCGGCUUUAAUCGUCGAUCGCGACGAGGCGUGCGCGAAAUUCGACGAGAAGAAGCUGCGAAAUCUGCGGCCGUGUUUUAAGGAGCACGGGACGGUCACGGCGGGGAACGCGUCGGCGAUUAGCGACGGCGCCGCGGCCGUGGUGCUGACGAGCCGCGGCAAGGCGGACAGCCUGGGGCUGAAGGUGCUCGCCGUGAUUCGCGGCUUCGCUGACGCCGAGCAGGCCCCUGAGCGCUUCACCACAGCCCCCGCGCUCGCCAUUCCGCGUGCCUUGAAGCAUGCGUGCAUAGACCCCGCGGAGGUGGACUGCUGGGAGGUCAACGAAGCCUUCUCCGUGGUGGCGCUGGCCAAUCAGAAGCUGCUGAACGUGCCAGCUGAGCGCCUGAACAUGCAUGGCGGCGCUGUGGCGCUGGGGCACCCGCUGGGGUGCAGCGGGGCGCGCAUCAUUGUCUCGCUGCUGGGGGUGCUGCGGCGGAAGGGUGGGCAGAUUGGUGUGGCAGGAGUGUGCAACGGAGGAGGUGGAGCCUCGGCCAUGGUCAUCGAGGCAGAGUAA